AUGAUUCCCGCUUUGAUGCUCGGGCUGACUCUGGUCGCCACCGCCGCCUAUGGAGCAGUUCUUCCACGCUCGGGAACGUUCCAACACCCCGGUCUCCUCCACACCGACGCUGAUUUUACUAGAAUCAAGUCGAAGCUUGCCACCAACUCUCAGCCUUGGGUCAGAGGCUAUGAGACUUUAGUGAACAACACCAACUCGCAGCUGGGCUACGUCGCAUCUCCUGUCGAGAACCUAUGCCGUGGUUCAAACGCCGGCUGCACCGAAAACUACAGCAAUGCCUUCCGAGAUUUUGCGGCUGCAUACCAACACGCUCUUCGCUGGAAGAUCAGCGACGAUGUCGCCUACGCUGAAGAAGCCGUUGAAAUUGUGAACGCCUGGUCAUCUACGAUGAAGACCAUCAACGGGGCGAGUCCAGACCGGUACUUGGCUGCCGGGAUCUAUGGCUACCAAUUGGCAAACGUUGUCGAACUGCUCAGAGCUUACUCAGGAUUCUCUGGUCAAAAUCUGACUGCAGCCAUUCGCUUGCUCAACGAAGCCUUCCUCCCGAACAAUGUCGACUUUUUGACUCAACACAGCACGUAUGGUCCCGACGACGUGCACUUUUGGGCCAACUGGGAUCUGUGCAAUUACGGCUCUGCGCUGGCUAUCGGCAUCGUCUCGGACAAUCAGACGACGUACGAUUUCGCCAUGGACUACUUCCACAACGGCAAGGGGCGCGGCUCCAUCGGCAACUAUCUGUGGAAGACCUACGAUGACUAUACCGCGCAAGGACAAGAGGCGGGGCGCGACCAAGGACAUGCCAUGCUUGACCUUGCUCUGAUCGGACCUUUUGCGACCGCUGCAUUCAAUCAGGGAGAUGACGUCUGGGCCUACAACGACAGCGUGAUCCUCAAGGGUGCUGAAUAUGCAGCCAAGUACAAUCUUGGAAACGACGUCAGUUAUACGCCUUACCUCGCGAUCGACUCGUCUGGAAAGGUGGUCUACAACCAGACAACGAUCUCGAACGUCAGUCGCGGCGACAUCAGACCUAUUUGGGAGAUGUUUUACAACGAGUACGUGGUGAAACGCAAGCUUCCUGGCACCUACACCAAGCUGUAUGCAGACAAGGUACGUGCAGCCAACGGUGGAGCCGAAGGGGGCGGAGGAGACUACGGCCCAAACAGCGGCAACUAUGACCAGCUCGGCUUCGGAACACUCAUGUUCACGCUCGACGGAAGCGAUGCCGAGACGCAGUAG
Messenger RNA from Moesziomyces aphidis, 1236 nucleotides. The record is from the annotation of a GenBank genome assembly. Lineage: Eukaryota; Fungi; Basidiomycota; Ustilaginomycetes; Ustilaginales; Ustilaginaceae.